AUGUCGCCGAUUACGUUGUCAGUUGGUGUUGGUAUGAGGUCGCCCAUAGGGCACUACAAGAGAGAGGGGGUGACUGAGCCGAGACUGGUCAGCUACGUGCCGAAGAAGUUGAAGCCUGAGGACAGAGCUUGGAACUUCCCCAAAGGGUUGGACGUUUAUGACUUGGUGCUGGAUGGGCACUCGUACAGUUCACAGCAUCUUCUGCAACAGACAAAACACAAAAAGGUUAUCAAACCAAACGGUCCAACCGACUUGUACCGCGUGCCCAUCCUGUCCUCUAUGGACGUGGGCUGGCACUUGAACGACUCUGCUCUCCAGGGCCAGGACUGGAUGGAAGUCAGGAAGAAGUACCCGUGGCCCUGGUCCGAGAUGACCAGAUUCCUGGACCACAUACGGCGGGUGGACAAGUUUUGCAACAUGUAAGAGAGGGCGGAAAGGAAAAGUAUUCAACAGCGUCAAAUUUUCGGACCAUAAAAUCUCCACAACAUUUUUCUUUGUAAAAAAAAAAGAAAGCACACAAAAAUAGGAAUAUGAAUAAUAAAGGCAACAAGAGCGUGGAAAGUUGAGUAAGAAAAAGAUCUGCGUCUGUCAAACCGCAUAAGGGAGAAGAGGAAGUCACCGCGAAUACGGCUCAGCAGCACAAGGAAGGGUAAACGUGGGAAGGAGUGAGAGGGGGAGGGGGUCGUUGGGAGGAGGACUCCCCCCCCCUCUCUCUCUCUCUCCACCCUUCCGCCGCCCCCGCCGUGGAUCGUCUAACGAGAUGUUUGCCCUGAGCCCUGAUUCUGUCUCAAUCUGGCCUGCUGAUAGCGUGAUGGCACGCCGAGCCGAGCCGUGCACUGCCAGACACAUUGUCACACCGGGAACGCGCGGGGCGCCCUUUCCUCCUCAACUAUAAACAGUAACAAUUGGCGUUCACUAAAUUAGUAUUACAUCAAGACGACCUAAUAGCUUUUAGCCGGCUAAAAAUCCCCGCACAGUAUUUUCUGCAAAUCAUACAUUUUUUUCCUCCUUCCA
This is a messenger RNA of Frankliniella occidentalis (western flower thrips), 1014 nucleotides long. RefSeq lists its product as uncharacterized. The coding region runs from base 1 to 423 and encodes 140 amino acids. The record is from RefSeq and is a predicted model, not a curated record. Lineage: Eukaryota; Metazoa; Arthropoda; Insecta; Thysanoptera; Thripidae. The transcript has 5 exons.